Messenger RNA from Sinocyclocheilus anshuiensis, 2899 nucleotides. RefSeq names its product cullin-3-like. The transcript is spliced from 17 exons. The record is from RefSeq and is a predicted model, not a curated record. Gene Ontology annotation, cellular component: cullin-RING ubiquitin ligase complex. Gene Ontology annotation, molecular function: ubiquitin protein ligase binding. Gene Ontology annotation, biological process: ubiquitin-dependent protein catabolic process. Bases 166 to 2400 code for a protein of 744 amino acids. NCBI's taxonomy places the organism in Eukaryota, Metazoa, Chordata, Actinopteri, Cypriniformes, Cyprinidae.
UGCAUUCCUGUUAGCACAAUCAACACUCUCGCGAGAUGUCACCCAGUCAUCCGCCAUCGCUGUAGAGACAGAGGGAGAGUAAGCUACAGGGACUCAAACCUGGGGGGGAAAGAGGGCGAAAUUUGUCCGUGUUUCCCCUCAACACACCCACCCUAACAUCUGUUGAUGGCAUCGCUCCCUAACCCAAACAUGUCCAACCUCAAACCCGGCACCAAGAAGGACACCAAGAUGCGGAUCCGCGCCUUUCCCAUGACCAUGGAUGAGAAGUAUGUGAAUAACAUCUGGGAUCUUCUGAAGAACGCCAUCCAGGAGAUCCAGCGGAAGAACAACAGUGGGCUGAGCUUUGAGGAGCUCUACAGGAACGCCUACACCAUGGUGCUGCACAAACAUGGGGAGAAGCUCUACACGGGCCUCAGAGAGGUGGUCACCGAACACCUCAUCAACAAAGUACGAGAAGACGUGCUUCACUCUUUAAAUAACAAUUUCCUGCAGACGUUAAAUCAAGCAUGGAAUGAUCAUCAGACUGCCAUGGUCAUGAUUAGAGACAUUUUGAUGUACAUGCGAACCCGCCAUGGCGUGAGCGCCGAGGAGGAUUUUGAAAUCCCAUUUUUAGACAUGUCUGCUGAGUUCUUUCAGAUGGAAAGUCAGAAGUUUCUAGCGGAGAACAGUGCCAGCGUCUACAUCAAGAAAGUGGAGGCUCGGAUAAACGAAGAGAUUGAACGAGUGAUGCACUGCCUGGAUAAAUCGACUGAGGAGCCCAUUGUGAAGGUGGUGGAGAGAGAGCUCAUCUCCAAACACAUGAAGACCAUCGUGGAGAUGGAGAACUCGGGACUGGUCCACAUGCUCAAGAAUGGAAAGACAGAAGACCUGGCGUGCAUGUAUAAGUUGUUUGGUCGGGUUCCUAACGGGCUGAAGACGAUGUGUGAGUGCAUGAGCUGGUACCUCAGAGAACAGGGUAAAGCGCUGGUGUCAGAGGAAGGAGAGGGCAAGAACCCAGUUGACUACAUUCAGGGUUUGUUGGACUUGAAGUCACGCUUCGACCGGUUCCUGCAGGAGUCCUUCAACAAUGACAGGCUGUUCAAACAGACUAUCGCUGGAGACUUUGAGUAUUUCCUCAACCUCAAUUCCCGAUCACCCGAGUACCUGUCGCUCUUUAUCGACGACAAACUCAAGAAAGGAGUGAAGGGGCUGACAGAACAGGAGGUGGAGUCUAUCUUGGAUAAGGCCAUGGUACUGUUCAGGUUCAUGCAGGAGAAGGACGUGUUUGAGCGUUACUACAAACAGCACCUGGCCAGAAGACUCUUAACCAAUAAGAGUGUUUCAGAUGACUCUGAAAAAAAUAUGAUCUCCAAACUAAAGACGGAGUGCGGUUGUCAGUUCACCUCUAAACUGGAGGGCAUGUUUAGGGAUAUGAGCAUCUCUAAUACCACUAUGGAUGAAUUCCGCCACCACCUGCAGACAUCACAGGUGUCUCUCUGUGGUGUUGAUCUCUUUGCAUCCAGAAGUUUCGGUUUCGGCAUUUUGGACCGUGUGUAUGUUCAGCAGAAUAAUGUGGAGAAUGUCUACAAUCUCGGCUUGAUCAUCUUCAGAGAUCAGGUUGUGCGGUAUGGCUGCAUCAGAGAUCAUCUCAGACAAACUCUACUGGACAUGAUCGCUCGAGAACGCAGGGGAGAGGUGGUUGACAGAGGGGCCAUCAGGAAUGCCUGUCAGAUGCUGAUGGUUUUGGGGUUAGAAGGUCGGUCCAUCUACGAGGAGGAUUUUGAAGUCCCGUUUUUAGACAUGUCUGCUGAGUUCUUCCAGGAGGAUGGCUCAGAUGUUGGUGUCGGCGGGGCUUUGCUAACAGGCUCAAACACACGGAAGCACAUUCUGCAGGUGUCCACCUUCCAGAUGACCAUCCUCAUGCUCUUCAACAACAGAGGGAAGUUUACCUUUGAGGAGAUCCAGCAGGAGACAGACAUCCCUGAGCGCGAGCUGGUCCGGGCCCUGCAGUCUCUAGCCUGUGGGAAACCCACCCAGAGAGUUCUCACGAAAGAGCCCAAGAGUAAAGAGAUCGAGAGCGGCCAUGUGUUUACAGUCAAUGACCAGUUUACCUCCAAACUGCACAGAGUCAAAAUACAAACAGUUGCUGCUAAGCAAGGCGAGUCAGACCCAGAGCGCAAGGAGACGCGGCAGAAAGUAGACGAUGACAGGAAACAUGAAAUCGAGGCUGCCAUUGUACGCAUCAUGAAGUCCAGGAAGAAGAUGCAGCACAAUGUACUGGUAGCAGAGGUGACCCAGCAGCUGAAAGCGCGGUUCCUGCCGAGCCCCGUGGUCAUUAAAAAGCGCAUUGAAGGACUUAUAGAAAGAGAAUAUUUGGCCCGGACUCCGGAGGAUCGUAAAGUCUACACAUAUGUCGCGUAGUGGAUCAUAUGGCUGCACAAGGAGAUGAGCGAGCAACACAAAGACAGGAAAAAUAAAAAGAUUCUGGACUGCUUUUCGCAUGGACUGGGAAGUUCCUUUUAAACAAAAGAUGAAUAGCAAUGCUCUGGGUAGCGGACUUCAUUUAAAAGAAAAGCAAACCCGAGAAAUCAUAAACCAUACAAUCGGGAAAAUAAUCAGGAAGCAAAAUAAGAAAUCCAUAAUUGUGUUGUAGAUUAUUUUUAAUUAGAUCACUCCCACUCUCAUGAGAAUCUCAGCUAUGAAUGGAUCCAGCUUCAGUCUCUUCACCGUUUUACCCUCGUAGAGAUCAAAAUGAAAAGAAUCCCUUGGGAAAAUGUGAAUGCACUGCACAUGUUGUUGUUGUUGUUUUUUUUUCAAUGCUGUAUAAAAGGCAGAAUUAUUAAAAACCCUAACAAAACAGCCAAAAACGUGGCUACGGAAAUAAGACAAAAAAAAUGCAAUAAAAAACAUUGAUAUUGAA